GAUGACAGGGAGAGAAAGGAUUUGCCAUAACAGGGAAGGCUGCCUGCCUCUAUGGAGGAAUAAGAAGGAUUUGGGGUGAAGAGAAGCAGAAAGGAGGGACACACAAUAGGAUCGCUGCUAGGGACAUCGGAAGCCAAAGGGAGGAUGCAUUUGGCCUUUGGGAUUAUACACGGGGCUGGGCUGCUCUUCAUCAUCACACAAUCUGCCCUGGCUGAAAGGUGGAGAAGCGAGUAUGAAGAUGAGCGACCUGUUGAUCUGGAAAGCUCUGGGGAUGAUGACUUUUUUGAAGAUGAAGAUAUGGAUGAUGUGUACUCUGGCUCAGGAUCAGGCAAUUUUGAGCUGGAAUCUGGCUUGGAUUUGGGGUUCAGAUUCACAACAAAGGCUCCCAUUCCUCCCCCAACAGUAACAGCAUUAAAACCUGCUCCCACUGAUCAUUUUCUUCCUCCAAUACAAAGCACCUGGGUCCCUCCAACAACCCAGGCCUCUGUAGUACACAGACAUAAUCCAUGGGUUCCUCCUGAAGCUCCAGAUACACCUUCUUUGCCAGCUGUCCCCACACCCACCAUUCCUUCUGAACAGGCAACCACGGAAGCUACCACAACUGAAACAGUGAGGACAACUGAGGUACGUAGGUUGCAGCCUGUUGUGGUGGUUUCCACAGAGAUAAUGGCCACAUCAAGCUCAACAGAAAAAGAGAUGUUUACAUGGGAGGCUACUGAUGAACAGGAGGCAACACGUUUUAACACAGAAAGUGGCAGGGUCUGGCCUACAGAGGACUGGAGGACAUCACUGACAAGUGAGGAGGACAGCAAGCUGGAAGGCACAGAAAAAAUGACCCCCACUCUGCAACCACAGACUGAAAGCUGGGAGGUGACAGCUGUUACUUCACGUGAUAGUGACUUUGAGAUACCAAUCAGUGGUGGACCAAGUGGUGACUUUGAGAUCCAAGAAGAAGAUGUUAUACCCCAGACAGAGCCCCCAACAUCACCAGAUUUAGGCAAUGAGCUCUUGCCUCCCGGUACAGCACCACCUGACCUUGCCCGAGGAAGGAAGCCUGACACUGGCCUAAUAGAUAACACAAUAGAUUCUGGAAACACUUUGGCACAGAUGCCUCAGAAAAACAUUCUAGAGAGAAGAGAGGUAUUAAUAGCGGUGAUAGUCGGGGGUGUCGUUGGAGCUCUGUUUGCUGCCUUCUUGGUGAUGCUGCUGAUUUAUCGGAUGAAAAAGAAAGAUGAAGGAAGUUACGCUCUGGAGGAACCCAAACCGGCCAGUGUCUCCUACCAGAAACCAGAAACUCAUGAAGAAUUUUACGCAUAGUAGUUGAGAAUAGGCUUUCUACCUUCAAUCCUAAUUGUUUAUGAGCCUGCGGCUGAACUAUUUGAAAUUAUUUUAAUUUUUUUUCCUCACACUUUCCAGAGAUUACUUAAUUCAUUUUUAUUAACAGCUGUUCUG
Molecule: messenger RNA, 1452 nt
Organism: Xenopus laevis (African clawed frog)
Lineage: Eukaryota; Metazoa; Chordata; Amphibia; Anura; Pipidae
Gene: sdc3.L
Product: syndecan 3 L homeolog
Biological process (GO): cell migration
Cellular component (GO): cell surface; membrane
Source: RefSeq, marked provisional